Messenger RNA from Paramecium tetraurelia, 549 nucleotides. RefSeq lists its product as uncharacterized. Gene Ontology annotation, molecular function: protein binding. The transcript has 4 exons. The record is from RefSeq and is a predicted model, not a curated record. Lineage: Eukaryota; Ciliophora; Oligohymenophorea; Peniculida; Parameciidae.
AUGUAAUAUGAGGAGGCUUUGGAAAUUUAUAAUUUUCUCCUUUAGGAUGAUCUUCAAAAUUCUGAUAUUUUAUAUGAAAAAGCUUGUACAUUUAUGGAGAAGAAAGAAUAUGAUGAGGCUCAUAAAAUAUUUGAUUAAGUUUUGGCGUUACAACCUAACAAUCUAGAUGCAUAAGUUAAAUAAGGUAAAGAUUAAAUAAACUUUUUAGGAGAUAUUCUAUUAGUACUAGGUUUGUUCGAUGAUUCGCUAGAGAUCUAUGAUAAAGUUCUUUCAAUAUAACCAAACCACUUUUUUGCUCUUUGGGGAAAAAGUGAGUCUUUAAGAGGUAUGUAGAAAUAUAAUGAAUCUUUAAUUUGUUAUGAUACAGUGUUAAAAUAAAGAUCAAUGUAUCCAUAUGCCUAUCAUUAUAAGGGACUUGCUUUAUAGUAAUUGAAUAGAGAUGAGGAGGCAAUAAAUAAUUUCAUAUCAGCUCUAUCAAUACAUCCGGAGCUUAAAUAAUCCAAAGAGGCUCUACAAAUUUCAUAAUUGAAGCUAGCAGAACGAAAAUGA